Molecule: messenger RNA, 2425 nt
Organism: Austrofundulus limnaeus
Lineage: Eukaryota; Metazoa; Chordata; Actinopteri; Cyprinodontiformes; Rivulidae
Product: fibulin-1
Exons: 16
Coding region: 88-2064 (658 amino acids)
Biological process (GO): extracellular matrix organization
Cellular component (GO): extracellular region
Molecular function (GO): peptidase activator activity; calcium ion binding
Source: RefSeq, a predicted model, not a curated record
CACCACCCCGACUGAUCUCAAAGCUCGCCGGGACAGAUGUGCUCCUUUUGAGAUGUUCUGGUUGCCAGCAGCUUCCAGCUGAAUCUGAUGGCGCCCAGGAUCGUUCUUCUGCUUUCCCUCGUUGGGCUCCUGAACAGGCUGGAGAGCAGAUCUCCUUCAGUGCAGGAGUGCUGUGAGGUCGGGAGGACCAAAGCAGAGCGAGAUGAAGACUGUGCCAUCCUUCCACCUUCCAUCUCCCACAUCUGCAGUAUUGCUCAGGAGCACUGCUGUCGGUCGGUGGCAGAAGUUAAAGCCUGUAACAGGGGCAUCUGGAUGGCCCGGGGUCGGGGGGCCUGCGAGAGGCCCUUCUUCACCGGACCCCCCUGGGAAACUCACAUCUCUAAGGUCUGCUGCGACUGCUGCACGCUCGGGCUGAAGGUGGCGUCGAUGGGUCCGGGCUGUGGGCUUCGGGGUCUGCAGCUGGGAGAGCGGUGCAGCAGCGUAGCUAAAAUGUGCUGCGAGGACGCCAAGGAGAUCAAACCCACUGCAGAAGAACCAAAACAUCUUCAAAUUUUUCCUACCAGAUCUCCGGAGGAAGCAGACACCUGCACAAACACCAGCUGUGCUCAGUUGUGUGUGGGUGAUGGAUUAUGUGGCUGCUUUGAAGGUUUUACGCUGAAAAACGAUGGAGUGAACUGUGAGGAUGUGGACGAGUGUACUCUGAGGAUCCAUAACUGUGGAGCAAACUUUGUCUGCGUGAACACCGCCGGUUCGUUCCACUGUCAGCCGAAGGAGGCGUGUGGACAAGGCUACACUCAGGAUGCUUCGGGCAGCUGCGUGGAUAUCAACGAGUGCGAGGCCUAUCCCAGCCACUGCCAGCAGGACCAGGCCUGCAUCAACACCAUGGGCUCGUACAUCUGUCACAGCAACACGGUCACCUGUCCAAGAGGGUACCGCCUGUCUGCUGACGGCACCAGCUGUGAAGACGUGGACGAGUGUCUUAACGGUAAAAAAUGUGGAAGCCACGCCUGCGUCAAUCUGGAGGGAACGUAUCGAUGCGAGUGCCGGCCCGGUUUCACUUUUAACACCGCCAACAAGCUGUGCCAAGGUACGGAACGAAWAUUUAACCUGGCGGAAACCGUGUUUUUUUGUUCAUUCUUUGUCCUCUUAUUAGAUAUUAACGAGUGCACACAUUACCCCCGACGACUCUGCGCYCAUAAGUGCGAGAACACAGCGGGGUCGUUUCAGUGCAGCUGCUCCUCGGGCUUUAAACUGGCGUACGACGGCAGGAACUGCGAGGACAUUGACGAAUGUGAAAGCAAACCCUGCAGCCAGGAGUGYACCAAUGUGUACGGGUCAUACCAGUGCUACUGCCACAGUGGGUACCAGCUGAGUGACGUCGACGGGAGAACAUGUGAAGAUAUCGACGAGUGCGAAAUGCCGAACGCCUGUUCCUACAACUGCGUCAACGCUCCUGGUGGGUUUAACUGCACCUGCCCACCCAGCGGCUACACGCUGGCCCAGGAUGGGUGGACCUGUGAAGACAUCGAUGAAUGCGCUGCAGGAACUCACACCUGUUCUGUCRUAGAGAACUGCUUCAACGUCCAGGGAGGGUUUCGUUGUUUCAACUUUGAGUGUCCCCCCAACUUUUCUCGUGCGACAAAGAGACCAACAGGAAGCACCUCAGAGGUUGUGCGAUGUGUUAAAUCCUGCCAACAGCAYGACACCAGCUGCGCUCUGGACCCCACCCACAUCAUCACCUCGACCGUCCUCUCCCUGCCAACUCUGAGAGAUUUGCACCAACCGGAAGAAAUAGUUUUACUGAGGACGGCAACUAAAAUAUCUCCUGCYCCAAACCAGCCUGACGUUCGCUUUGACUUCAUGGCUUCGAAAAAACAAGAAUGUUUCGAGUUGAUAAAAACGUUCCAGAAUGGAAUGAUUGUAGGUGUAAUCCGGCAGGUGAAACCUAUCGUGGGCCCCAGUGAGCUGGUGCUGAARGUCACCAUGAAGUACGUCCAGUUAGGUAUCGUCUUACAACAAAACAUCGUCGUCAUCCACGUCCUGAUCUCUGAAUUCUGGUUCUGAGAGAAGAAAAGACCUGCAAAUUUCAUCUCCAGUCUUGUGGAAAAAUAGAUAAAGCUCCAAAAAUGAGUGAAAUCUAUCCCAAGAGGGACAAACUGUAAAAGUCGCAUAAUUUUUUUUUUACUUUUAUUUAUUAUGUUAAAGAUGUAAAUAUUGAGCCAUAAACAGAAUAAAGUGAAAUUAUAACAAAUGAAGCGUUGAAUUAUCUGCUGUCAUUAUUGUUUUAAUGUCUGGUUUGUGUUGUGACAGAAUGAAAAACUUGAUAAAUGUUUGUUUUUGUGUUGUUUUGAUUUAACAUCACUGGUUGUCUUUUUGUGUUGACAGAUUGUUCUGACAUCUGUGAAUAAUAAAACGCUUGUGUCGA